AUGAGUUUGAUGAAAUUUAUAAAUGAGAUCAACCAAACAUAUAGUAUAACAGAUAACAAUUUAAAAAUCCAAGAAUUGACUCGUCUACUAUCAAUAAACCCACAGGAAAAUAAAUAUAUUUCGAUAAUUUAUAAUGCUAAAUCCAUCCCAUCAUCAAUAACAACAUUAUAUGACGAAGAUUGGUCAGCUUUUAAUUUAAUAAUUACAAGUUUUGUUAAAUUAUGCCAUGAGAUGGAUCCGUGGUCUAUUUUAAAAUCAUUUGAUUUAUAUGCGGCUUAUUUAAAUGAUUUAUCAAUUGGAUUUAAUAAUAAUAAUUAUGGAUGGUUAUUAUCUAAUAUUAUACAAUCUACAACAUCAAUAAUUGUCCCAUGGGCGAAGAAUUUAGAUUUAAUGAUGUAUUUUAAAGAACAAGGAGGGAAAUUUAGAUUGAAUUAUAUGGCUAGUUUAAUAUUAAAAAUUUUCAAUAAUAUUAGAAUCAAUGAUUCAAAUUUAUUUAAAAAUUCAAUCAUUUUAUAUUUGGGUAAUUUAUUAUGUUUUAUUUAUUUCAAAUUGGAUAAUCCAUUACUUUGUCAAAAUGUUUUCAGUAAUAUGCAAAAUACAAGUUUAAAAUUAAAAGAUUAUCCAAUAACUCAACAACUUAAAUAUAAAUAUUAUUUGGCUAAAUUUUAUUUAAUUAAAAAUCAUUUAUUAGAAAGUUUUGAAAAUUUAAAAUGGUGUUUAUUAAAUACAUCAAGUUUGAAAAAUCAAAGGUUAAUACUUGAAUUGUUAAUUCCAAUCAGUUUAAUAAUUGGAAUUAAGCCAAAUUUUAAUUAUUUAAUGAGUAAAGGAUUAAAUUUUGAAUUUUUUGGACUUUAUCAACAAAUAGCACAAGUCGUUAAAACUGGAGAUUAUCAAUCAUUUAAAAAAAUAAUUAAUGAGAAUUCACAAUAUUUGAAAGAUAAGAAUUUAUUAUUACUAAUGAAUAAAUUGGAUAUUCUAGUAUAUAGAAAUUUGGUUAAAAAAGUAUGGUUGUUAUUAAACAAACCUGCCAGUUUAGAUUACACAAGAAUACCAAUUUAUGAUCAUGAAAAUGAUGAAUUAUAUUUGGAGAAUUUAUUAGUUACAUUGAUUGAUUCAAAUUUAAUUAAAGGAAAAUUAACCAUGAAUAAAACGGUUGUGUUGAGUAAGAAUGAUCCGUUCCCAAAGGUAUUCAACAUUUAUCAAGUAAGAUUUGCCAAAAGAAGUUUGAAUCAAUGGAUGUAA
Candida tropicalis MYA-3404 is the source of this 1242-nucleotide messenger RNA. RefSeq lists its product as uncharacterized. The transcript has a single exon. Gene Ontology annotation, molecular function: double-stranded DNA binding; RNA binding. The record is from RefSeq and is a predicted model, not a curated record. NCBI's taxonomy places the organism in Eukaryota, Fungi, Ascomycota, Pichiomycetes, Serinales, Debaryomycetaceae. Gene Ontology annotation, cellular component: transcription export complex 2. Bases 1 to 1242 code for a protein of 413 amino acids. Gene Ontology annotation, biological process: transcription elongation by RNA polymerase II; poly(A)+ mRNA export from nucleus; post-transcriptional tethering of RNA polymerase II gene DNA at nuclear periphery.